This is a messenger RNA of Prorocentrum cordatum, 344 nucleotides long. The record is from the annotation of a GenBank genome assembly. Lineage: Eukaryota; Dinophyceae; Prorocentrales; Prorocentraceae.
GCCUGGGUGGACUCCAGGGGCGUCCAGUUUUUCGCGACGUCCAGGGAGGGCGACCCGACGGGGGAUCCGAACGACGCCGCCAUCUUCCGAGAGGCGCGGCGCCUGCUCUCGUCGCCCGUCGAUAUCAUCGCGCUGCUGGUGCAGGACAAGGACUUCAUCGAGCUGGCCCGUGACAUCUCGGGACAGCGUAAGGAUCGAACUCGCCAGAGCUCUGAGAGGAGGAAAACGUACCCAUACCUCUACCCUUCGCCAGGUGCUCCUCUUCUUGGGCCUCCUCGGAGCCCCUCGUCGCCACCGCUGGAUUCGCCUCGAAAUCCUGGUCAGAACGCACCCCAGGAAAGGUC